AUUAAAGCAAACUUCAAAUGAAAUCGGCCGUGAGAAAUUUCUACAAUGCGUGUGGGACUGGAAAAACAGCAAAAGUGUAAGGAUUAAUGAACAAAUGAGAAAACUUGGCGCAUCGUUAGAUUGGUCGAAAGAAAUAUUCACUCUGGACGAGUUGCAAAGUAAUUCUGUCAUGGAAGCUCUUAUUAAACUUUGGGAUAAAGGUUUAAUAUAUAGAGACGAAACAAUUUUAAACUGGUCGUGCGCUCUUAAAACGACAAUAUCUGAUAUAGAAGUAGAGCAUGUUUUAAUUGACGGGUUGGUUCGAUGAGCCAGUCGUGUUUGGACAAAUCAUUGAUUUUUCAUAUAAAAUCGAUUCGAGUAUGUCAGUUAUUUUCCAAAUUUGAACCAUUUUGACCGGGUCGUUUAUUUCAGAUGAAGAAAUCGUUGUAUCUACAACAAGGGUUGAGACCAUGCUUGGCGAUGUAGCUGUAGCGGUACAUCCUGAUGAUGAACGUUAUAUUAAUUUUAUUGGGAAAAAUGUCAUCCACCCUUUUAACGGAUGUGUUUUACCUAUAAUAUCGGAUGAUACUGUUGAUCCAAAAUUUGGAACAGGUGGUGUUAAAAUAACCCCAGCGCAUGAUCCAAGAGACUUUUUAAUAGCAAAAAGGCAUAAUUUGCCAACUAAAACUGUUAUCAAUGAAAAUGGCUAUCUUUCUGAUAAAUGUUUUGACUUUUCAGGUAUUCAUAGAUUCCAUGCUCGACAAACACUGAUUAAAGUACUAGAAGAGAAAGGGUUGCUGAGAUCUAUCAAACCUCACAGUUUUCAACUUCCAAUUUGGCAACCGACCAGCAGCCUUAUGCGGAGCAUAUGCUAAAUGUAAUGGUUGAAAUCAGUGAUUAUCAAAAUUUAUCAGCAGCAGGAAAUUAUGUUCAGCGACCAUCUUCGCCGCCGGUGACUAAAUUUGAAAAGCAUGGCCAACAGUUAGGUCAUGGUAUUAAAAUUAAAUUAAAUUUGAGAGGAUAAAUUAUGUCCAAGCAACGUAGCCUUCAUUUACAUAAAAAACUAUAAAUUUCAAGAGGUUGGUUUCUCUGUAAAAUGAUUUUUUGCGGGUACAAAAAAUCCGAUAAAGUAUUGCAUUUCUUCGCUAAAACGUUUAGAAAGUGUUUUUUCAAGGCAUGUUUUUGCUAAUUUAAACUCAGUUAAGAGCAGAUAAUUCUUCUAAAUUUUUUUCAAUAGGCAUAGAGUGCAUCAGCUUGUUUAACACCCGUCCUUGCUUGGUAUGACAUUCAUCAUCUAAAAUCGGCUGAAAAUCUUUUUCCUAAAAACUCCUUUUACCUGGACCUCAAAUAUUGGAAUUCAGUCCUUGGGAAACAUCAUUCGGCGUAAUUAACAACUAGAUAUUUUUGAAAAACAGUUUAAUUUGAAAGCUUGAUGUUUAACAAACUCAAAUAUGUAACUUGAGCUUUUUGACAGCUAACUGAUUUAUACAAUAAUACGUUCAAUAACAUUGCAGUUUACUUCAAAGAAAUAGUUCAGAUAGGAAAGUCAUGUGAAACAAACAUGUCUUUUAAAAACACCCAUAUUAAUAGUUGUAAAAGAUUAAAUAAAACAAAGUCUAAUAUUUAAAGAUAAUUUUAUUGCCCUACUCUGUCUACAAUAAACUACAGUGCACAUGCUUAAAAAAACAACUGUUUUUUUUUUCCUUUUUUUGGUUUUUAUAAUCUAAAAAUAAUAUAUGGGUAAGAAUGAAAAAUAUUACAUCUCUGAUUUAGUUAUAAAGUUAUAAACUAAAAAGCUUACAAUACGCUUUUUUUUUUUUUUUUAAUU
Molecule: messenger RNA, 1807 nt
Organism: Cimex lectularius (bed bug)
Lineage: Eukaryota; Metazoa; Arthropoda; Insecta; Hemiptera; Cimicidae
Product: valine--tRNA ligase-like
Exons: 4
Coding region: 450-854 (134 amino acids)
Biological process (GO): valyl-tRNA aminoacylation
Cellular component (GO): cytosol
Molecular function (GO): aminoacyl-tRNA deacylase activity; ATP binding; valine-tRNA ligase activity
Source: RefSeq, a predicted model, not a curated record